AUGGAGCUUCUGAAGCUCUCCAAAUUCAAGCUCCAACUGAAGGCCUUAAUCUCCGAAGUCAAACAACUCCAAGAAAAGGAACGAUCGGCUAGCGAUCAGGUUCAGUUCAUGAUUCAGAAGCAAACUCAGAAGGACGAGGAAUUCUGUCGUAAGAUAGCUGAUUUGCAAGCUGAAUUAGGGUUAUCAAAUGAAAUCCGGAAAAAACUUGAAAAGAAGGUGACUUUUCUCGAGAGUGAAAAUUGUAUGCUUGAGAAUAAGCAGAAGGAAUUGAAGGAGACUAUAACUGGCCUACUUCAAUCCAAAGAUAGUUUUGUUCAAGUAUAUGAGGACUCUUAUGGUGGAUUGAAAAGAGAAAUCGAAGACAGGGAUAGAAAGAUUUCUAUUCUUUUGGAGAAGAUCAAAGCUCAUACACAUCUGUUCAACAUAAUUGAAAAGGAUGCUAACUCUAUCAAGCAGGUCAUGAAUAAUGCAGAUCGGAUUGUUAAAGAAAGAGAUGAAGUAGUGGCUAGUUUCAAGAGAAAGCUAGAUGAGGUUUCUACAUGGGAGAAGCAAUUUUUUGAAAAGAUUAAUAACCUUGAAAGCCAACUUAGACACUAUAAAGAGGAGCUUAAAAGAAAGGAUAAAAAUAUUUUGGUAUUGGAAGCACAACUAGAGGUUGCAAAUUUUAGCGAAGACUUCCAUCCCAGCGUCGACGAGAUAUCCUUGAAACUGUUGUACUUUCUAUAUAUUUCUUUUAAUGCGAUAACUUCCAAAGAAAUAAUCAUACAGAAUCUAGCCUUGGAGAAACAGGCUUUACAAUUUGAGGUUUCUCGUCUUGGCUUUGUCAUGAAGAAGUUCCAAGAUGCUAUGUCACGCAUGGACGAAGAGGAUAAGAAAGCAUUUUUCUCAACAUUGGAUGCCCCAGAGGAAUGUGCAACAUUAACAGGAAAUGAAGUGAAUUGCUCGGAAAAUGUUGGAACAACUGAAGAUGUCUAUAAUCAAAAUAUUCCUGCAGAAGCUGUGGGAAAUUCAGGUUCGCCAGAAUGUCAGAUGUGCUCUACUCCUACAGCAAAGCUCUUGAAUGAAUUCGAGCUUAAUUCCAGUGUCUCUGAGGCUGCUCAUUUCCCAGCAAAAUCUGCUUCCGAGCCCUCAAAAUCAGACGCCGUGGAGGACUCUUGCAGUAGGGGUGAGCACGAUGAAGAUCAUUCACCGGCCUAA
Molecule: messenger RNA, 1197 nt
Organism: Oldenlandia corymbosa var. corymbosa
Lineage: Eukaryota; Viridiplantae; Streptophyta; Magnoliopsida; Gentianales; Rubiaceae
Source: the annotation of a GenBank genome assembly